Molecule: messenger RNA, 3523 nt
Organism: Enhydra lutris kenyoni (northern sea otter)
Lineage: Eukaryota; Metazoa; Chordata; Mammalia; Carnivora; Mustelidae
Gene: TAC4
Product: tachykinin 4 (hemokinin)
Exons: 5
Coding region: 95-445 (116 amino acids)
Source: RefSeq, a predicted model, not a curated record
AAGGAGCCAGAGAGAGGCCCCAGGCCGUGCUGGAGACAGCAUCUUUAAGCCGCGAGGAGCUCCGGGAGGGUCCCAGGACAAAGCAGUACCCACUAUGCUGCCCUGCCUCCCCCUGCUUCUCCUGAUGGGGCUGUCGGCAGGCACUGUGACAGCUGACGAGGAACUGGCACUCGGAGCGGAAGCAGGGUCCUGGAUAACCUUGACCCUGGAGGAUGAUGGCAUUCACCUCCAGCUCCAGCAGGUGAAGAGGGGCAAAGCCAGCCAGUUCUUUGGGCUGAUGGGGAAGCGGGUGAGAGGAAUACCUCCCAUCCAGCCAGACAGAAGAACAGCUCCACCACCAGAGCAUCCGCAAGGACAAAUGGUGCAGGGCCUUGUGGACAGGGCGCAACUAUCUACAGAAGAACUCUUCCUAGGCAGAGAGGACGAGGACCGCAGGUCAGAGUGAGCGCCCCCACUGCACCCUUCCUGGAGGACGAAACGCCCAUCUCCUUCCCCGGACGAUACAGCUGACAGCCAGCCAGGCCAACUCUCUUCUCAUGUGUCUCCUGCACCCAACACUGGUGUGUCCCACCUGGCUUCCCUGAACUCACUGCAGUUCCUUCUAGAACUCUCGGUCCUAAGCCAUGGUGAUGCACACAUGCACUGUUGUUCCAGUUGUGAGCUGCAGUGACCCUACUCUCCCCCCACGCUCAGCUCCCAUCUCACUGCUGAGCAGGGCUGAGUGCCACGCACUUCCAUGUCUCCUGUGCCUGGAACACAGGAGGGGCUCAAUAAAUGGACAAACAGUGAAUAGUUUCUUCUCUGGUGCAGAGCAGAGGGCAGGGAUGGCCGGGGUGCUACACCCUGCCAUAAACUGCAGAGCAGCAGAACGGGGCGGGGAUGGUGGUGCUUUUCCAGAACUGCAAAGGGAAUAGUAAACAACCCUGGUCCCCACCCUCAGGCGGGAAAACAGGCUCGGGAAACAGGUAAGGACAGCCCCCACCAGAAAGCAGACACCGUCUCCCUACUCAGAGUCAUCAUUUCAACACCCCAAAUCCGUCUUCUGACCUGGAGAUUUGGGUCCCAGGUCCUUCAUCAAUUCUCAUGCGUAAAGUGGCUCUUCAACUGCUUUGCUUUUGGGACCACAGGCAGUCAGGCAUGCUCUGAGCACUGGGAAGAGCUCCAGGGGCACCAAACACUUCCUGCUCUCAGGGAGCCCCUCGUCUGAUGGGGACACCACUGUCACUGCCUCUAUGGUCCAUGGGGCAGGAUGCAGAGGACCCCGGGAUGCUUGGAGAGAGGCACAUGAGCUGGAAUGAAAUCGUGGAGGGCAAAGCUGGUCAUCAACAUGGAGGGCUACGUAAAGGAAUGAGCUGGGAGUGGGGUGGGUUCAGCAGUAGAGGACAAUUCGUGAAUUCACUAAGCUGCAUAACAUUUGCCUCUAGGUCCCUCUCCCCACAAAGAGGAAAUAGGUUAGACAUUUUUUACAGGGAUGUCUGAUCCUUUGGGAGUGGGGUGGCCAGGCUGUUUUAGGAGGAGAAGGUGGCCCUGGAGGAGAGGGCAGGCCCUUCACCUGGGUGCUGGGGAAGGUUUUAGUGACGUCAGAGACCACUAAGGAGUGGCCAGGUGUCAGCACAACCAGCAAGAGUCCUCUGUUUGCCUUGUAAUGAAACAGCCUCUAUAUUAAGACCUGACUAAACCUCAGGCCUCCCUGGUCUUCCUUCUCCCACCUUACCCAUGCCCAGCGAGCCAUCCAGGGGUGGGAGUGGUGCAAGCCCUCUCCAGGGCAGAAUACCCCAGCGGACGCACUUAUUCCAUCCACUCCCGACCCCCUCACUCCCGGGGCACCCCCUGUGCCUUCCCCACCUCAGCCCACUCAGUGUUGUGGGCCCAAGAGGUGGUUCAGUCAUUACCAAACUUGAAAGAUGCACGAAGACUGAAGAUUGUCUUUUUGUGUUUGAAGACUGGGACAUUUAAAAGAAACUGGAGUCACCAAAUAUUUGGUGAGUUUCCUUUCUGUGCUGGCACUUAGCUGGGAACUCAGAUGGCCCCGGGAGGACGAAGUCGGGGACACAUUGGUCCUUGAAGACCUAAUGCCCUUAACAGGGAGUUGAGAUGUACAAAGCCCACGCCUUGCUCUCCACUGUUCUCCAACCUACCACGUCCCUCAAGCUUCUUGGUUCCUGCACAUGCCAUUCUGGGCAAUUCUUACUCUGAAGUCAAUUAUCUCUGUAAAGCCCUCCCAAGCGGGGAACUACCCAUUCUAUGCCUCCUAUGAGUUCCCCAAGACCCCUGAACAUUCCUCCAUGACACUUAACAUAUGAUGUUCCCAUCCCGUUUCUCUCAAGUACACAGACCACAUCCCAUUCAUCUUUAUCCCAGUGCCACUGCUAGUGCUUGCCCGGUGAGAGGUCCUUGGAGAGUAUUUUAACAAAUGACUCCCACUUCCGGUCCUCCAGGAGUCUCUGUCUCUAGAGAGCCACACUUCACACAAGUGCCUGAAAUAAAUAAUAGCAGCUACCGCUUCUGGAACGUCUAUCCUGUAGUUCUUGGACUCUGCGUGUCCCAAUGCUGAACUCUUCACCUACUGCCCCAAGGCCACUCCUCACCGUGGUGGGCAACCCCACAAAUGGUGCCUCCCUGUACUCUGCUGCCCCAACUAGAAACCUGGGAAUUACCCUCCGCUCCCUACAUGGAAUAUAAUAAGCCCUGGUUCUUGGUUUCUCCAAAUUCAUCUCCAAUUCCUCCCCCUCCACUACCACCCUUAAUACAAACCAGUCUGGCUUUGCCCGGAAGGAGAAAGCCCCGGUAGACUUCCUUGCUUCCCAUCUUACUGCCAGACCUGGCCCAUCCAUUCUUCACCGGGAGUCUGAGCUUUUAAAAUGAGAAAUUGGGUCAUGCCAUCCCCUGCUGGCCACGGUUCAGCUUCUUGGGAUAAACCUGACAGUCUCAUGAAGGCCUCCAAGGCCCUGUGUUCUCAGGUCCUUCCCCCUCCAGCCAGGCUUUCUCGAAGGCCCUCGCACACACACGAAGGACCCCCUUAUACUGGGGUCUAUACCUAGGCGUCCCCACUGUCUGAAUGCUGCCGCCAUCCCUUCUCUCUUCCUUGGACUAAUUCCUCAUUGUUCAGGCCCUAGAAUAUAGGCCCUUCCUCAGGCAGAGUCCCCUCUAGUUCUGCUCACACACCUUGUCCUUUUCCCUUCGUGGCACUGAUCACAAUUAGAAAUCACAUGUAUUGGUAUCUGUCUCCUCCAGAAUGCAAGGUCCACAUUUUUUUUUUUGUACAAAUAAGCAUUGGGUGUACAAAUCGGGCAUUCUGCAAGGCAGAUUUCCUUCCACAAUUAUUGUCCUCCCCCUGCGAUGAGGAUAAGCCAUGUGCUCGAAGUUAUACAGGAAAUGGCAGAGCCAGGAUCUGAGCCCAGGUGCCUUUAUGCCAACACCCAACCUCUCCCUGCUUUACUUGGUCUACACCAUAAUCACACAGACAAGUCUCACGCAGAAUUAAGACUUCACAAGGAAUUCCAAGGGGCGCCUGGGUGGCUCA